AUGAGUGCCCCAGGUCCCUCGCCGAUCCCCAAGCCCAUUCCGGGAGCCCAAGCUCGCACCGCCGCUAACAUUGCGGGGUCCCCCGCGGGCCGCGGCGCCGCGUCUCCCGCCGGAGCGUCCUACCGGCGACCGUCCACCAACGGCUAUAGCGUCGGCGCCGACGACAACAACUGGCGCUCUCGCGACAACAAGGAGGGCACCUCGGUCCCCAAGGGCCGCGGCCCGGAGCGCACUGUCGGCGGCUUCGAGAAGCACGAGGUCCGCGCCGCUGGUGGCGGCACGUCCGCUCUGUCUACGUCCAAGGGCAAGGGAGAGGUCAAGUCUCUCAGCCAUGUCCCGUGCCGCUUCUUCAAAGCCGGUGCUUGUACUGCCGGCUCCAGCUGUCCCUUCUCCCACGAAGUCGGCGGCAAGAAGGAAGUCUGCCAGUGGUUCUUGAAGGGAGAGUGCAAGUUCGGCCACAAGUGUGCUCUCGCCCAUAUUCGCCCGGGCGAGCCGAUGUCGAUGGACCGACGCAACAAGAAGGAGCAGCAGCGCGAGGCUCGUGAAAAGGCGGACCGCGACAGGGGUGAGGGCGGUACGUCGUACAAGGAGGCUCGUUCGCUCGGCGACGACCUCGGUACGUCGCCCGUCACGAGCACCAGCGCGCGGUCUGCUGCGGUUCCGACCUCGAACUCGAACCCUGUUCCGAUCAGGUCAGCAAUCUCCGCCUCGCUUCAGUCUGGCUCCGCCCAGUCGCCCGGUCGACUCGCUUCGUCGCCCCUGCGCGAGCCGUAUGGACCCCCCGCUGCUGUCGUCGCUGGCUCGCCGUCGGCCGGCUUCAACCAGGCUCGCUCGAUCUCUGGCGUCGCCGGGUUCGCGUCCUCGCCCAGCCGUCCCUCCCCGCUCUCGACCUCGUUUAACGCGCGCGGCACCACGUUUGUCGCUGGCUCGCUCAAGGCCAGCGCCGCCAUUGCCCACUCGCCCCUGCGACCUCCCCCUCCCUCUGGCGCGUUCUCGAGCUCUUUCUCCUACUCCAACCUUGGCGGUGACAAGCCCGGCACCCCUCUGUCUGCCUCGUUCGCCGGUGGCCGCAGCAUCUGGACCCGGUCAGAAACGCCAGACGAGCCGCUCAGCCCCAGGCGCCGCCCGGUGCUUCCCCCGACCACGACCGUUGUGGACGACGAGGGCGUGUUCGAAGCGGACGACGAUCAUGGCGAGGAUCUCCUGCCCUCGAGCUUAUCGGACCUUUUGACCCCGACCGAACGCGCGCGUCGUAUGUCGCGCCACGACAGCCGCGACGGUGCCAUUGUUGGUUCCCCGAGCCGUGCGCCGUUUGCAAACCCGCACCAAUACGUUGGAGCGGAGCGUCUGGCGCAGUCGGCGGGUGCCGCGAUCCACUCGGGCGGUUUCCUGCAAGCUCUCUGGUCGCAGGACGGCAAGGACGCACGUACCACUGGUGGAGAAGCCAAGCCCUCGACGUCGUCUGGUUCUUCCUCGCAGAACGAGGCUGCCGGACAGCAGGGAUCCCAGCGCGCGUCGCUUCUGUCGCAGCAGCGCAGUCCCGACAAGCGAUCGUCGGCCAACAUUUCGCCCGCCGUCGACGCGCCGUACCUUGUCCUGGAUCUGGUCACGGAUCCGAACUCGCCGUCGGCGCGCGCGCUGCAGGAGCACGCGCCCGGCCAGUCGUUGCCUGGUGGUCUCGCGGCCGCGCUUUCGCGCAUGCACAUGCAGCCGCGUGCGACGUCGGGACUCGCGACCCCCGGAUCCAAAGCCGACUCGUCUGCGACAACGCCGCCUGGCUACAACGCGCAGCUCUCGGGUGGACGUCGCGACGACGCCGACGACGAAGGCCUCUUCCACAUGGACGGAUAA
Messenger RNA from Trichosporon asahii var. asahii CBS 2479, 1851 nucleotides. RefSeq lists its product as uncharacterized. NCBI's taxonomy places the organism in Eukaryota, Fungi, Basidiomycota, Tremellomycetes, Trichosporonales, Trichosporonaceae. Gene Ontology annotation, biological process: protein polyubiquitination. The transcript has 4 exons. The record is from RefSeq and is a predicted model, not a curated record. Bases 1 to 1851 code for a protein of 616 amino acids. Gene Ontology annotation, molecular function: ubiquitin protein ligase activity; metal ion binding.